CUUGGGCUGGCCCGGCCCAGCCCAUGACAGCUUGCAAGUCAAAGCUACACAGGAGAACCUGGAUAUCCUACUCAGGAUGGAUGCCAGAGACAAACAAGUUCUUCGUUCCCUGCGCCUGGAGCUGUGUGCAGAACUGCUGGUAGAAGGCCUUGUCAUUCAGUAUCUUUACCAAGAAGGGAUUCUAACAGAGAACCAUAUACAAGAAAUAAGAUCCCAAGUCACCAACCACAGGAAAACUAUGAUGCUUCUUGACAUCCUGCCUACAAGAGGGCCCAAGGCUUUUGAGACCUUUCUAGUGUCCUUACAGGAGUUUCCAUGGGUGAGAGACAAGCUUGAGGCAAAGCGUAAUGAAGUUAUACCAGCUGAGCCUGCAGGGGAUGAGAUACCUGGAAUUUCACAAUGCAUUUUGAAGAAUCCACCAACAGAUCAGCAGUUGAGCAGACUUGCUAGAAGACUUGGACCUGAGUGGGAGCACAUUGUAUUGUACUUGGGCUUGACACACAAUGACAUUUACUGUUGUAAAGCCAGUCAUCCAUACAAUGUCCAGUCACAGAUAGUUAGUGCAUUUAUUUCAUGGAGGCAACGUUUUGGUAACAGAGCUACUAUUGAAAGUCUUUGUGCUGGUUUGAAGAUGGGAGAAGUUGACUCUUCAGUGAUCCAAGAGAUGCUUCAAUAACCUCAGAUCUGACCUAGGUUCUACAACAAUCCUGUGUCCCAUUUACAACAUAAAAUUAAUAAAAUAAAUCCAGCAAAUUCGCUGAACUCUUUCUCAGGGUAAAAUCAGAGGGAGGGGGAGACUGAUGAUAUUCUUUAGAGUACCACUAGACUCCAGUUUAACACUUUGUUAGAAUGGUUUCUUUUCUGGCUGGGUACAUUUUCCCCUCCUAAAGAACAAGUAGAGCCGACAUAAUAUUCUGGCCAGUGUAUCUGGCUAGAAUAGGAAGCUUGCACAGAAAUAGCUGUGUUAGUCUGUUACAGCAAAAUAAAACAAAAGUCAGUUGGCAUCUUAAAGACUAACAUUUAUUUUGAUAUGAGCUUUUGUAAUUCACAGUUCAUUUUCUUAGAUAUGUUAUCAGUAUUUAAUUAUAUGCUUAAGGUGCCAGGGGGAAUUUGUUAUAUUUUAGGAUAGGAAGACUUAGUAGUUUCAGAUCACCAUUCAGCCACAAAGCACACUGAGUGAGUUUCAUCUAGUCAUGAUAUCUCAACCUGAUGCACCUAAGGGCACAUUUUAAUGUGAAGGCUAUUUUAGUUUGUUUUCGUAAUAUGAAAUUUUGAUCACAGUAUUUCUUCUAAUACUACUCUAAUAAUAUCUAGGAAGUGGGCAGGGCAAAAGAGGUGGUAUUUACUUUCUUAACUGCUAUUACACUAAGCUGAUGCCCAGAGCAGUUCACAAAUAUACCCUAAUUAACUAUACAAUUACAUACAAACCCCAACAUUUCAUAUAUAACCAUGUUGCAGUAGGCUACCCCUCUGGAACAUGUAAGUCUGGUGAGUUAAUGUGGCAAUUUAAGUAUGUGUACCAGUGCAAAUCUCAGUUCAGCCAUAACCUUACUGGGUAAAUUUACAAGAUUUUCUGCUGUCCCUUAUCUAAUAGGAAGAUAAUGCCUGCUUGUUUUACAAAUUUAUUGUUAAAAUUACAAGCAUACUGUAUAGGAUAUUACUAAGAUUUAAUAUUAGUACUUCUGUUGUUGCUAUUGUUUGUUAAUGUUGAUUUCGUCAUCCCAAGAAUCCUGUGAGAACAAAAUAGGGAACAAUCCUGAUGUUGGGAGAACAUUUCACUUUUGGCAUGAAAAGAGCACAAGAAUGCCACCGAUAUGGAAACCAAGAUGUUGGGUUCAGUUCAUGCAACACAUUUUGUUGCCAGAUCUAUAGACAAGUGACAGCUUCGUAAAUAAUAAUAAAUGUUGGGCACUGUGCACCCUUGCAAAUCAG
This is a messenger RNA of Eublepharis macularius, 1932 nucleotides long. It is a transcript of the gene CRADD, whose product is annotated as CASP2 and RIPK1 domain containing adaptor with death domain. Bases 77 to 676 code for a protein of 199 amino acids. The transcript has 3 exons. Gene Ontology annotation, molecular function: protease binding; death domain binding. The record is from RefSeq and is a predicted model, not a curated record. Gene Ontology annotation, biological process: regulation of apoptotic process; signal transduction. Lineage: Eukaryota; Metazoa; Chordata; Lepidosauria; Squamata; Eublepharidae.